Armigeres subalbatus is the source of this 2040-nucleotide messenger RNA. Its product is annotated as tRNA (uracil-5-)-methyltransferase homolog A. The transcript has 4 exons. Lineage: Eukaryota; Metazoa; Arthropoda; Insecta; Diptera; Culicidae. Gene Ontology annotation, biological process: RNA processing. The coding region runs from base 113 to 1942 and encodes 609 amino acids. Gene Ontology annotation, molecular function: RNA binding; RNA methyltransferase activity. The record is from RefSeq and is a predicted model, not a curated record.
GCUUCUUCUUCUUCAUGCAACAUCAAAGCGCCAAUCUUUUGAUUUGGAUUUUAUAUCAGGAUUUUAUCAGACCUGUUUUAUCCACAGCUAAUUAAAAAGAACAAACUCAAAAAUGCAAGUUGAAACUGAGGUGAGCGUUCCAAUAUCUGAAGCAAAGGCUGAAGAUCGUGAAGUAGCAUCUGAGGUAAAAGAUGGGGAAGUAACCUCUGUGAAAGCGAAGGAGAAUGAGUAUGCUUAUCUAGAAACGACAGGAUUCACGUCGGAACGAUUCAAGAUUGAGAUCCGGAAUUUGCCUAAACAUUAUGGGGUUGCGGAAUUAAAAAAGCUGCUCAACAAUGAGUUGUCGCUUUCGACGAACAAGAUCAAAAUCAUGCGACCAGGUUGUCCGUUUCUGUUCGUAUGCUUCCGGGACGAGGAAGGACGUCAGGCAGCGAUAAAAAUAAUAAACGGUUACACCUGGAAAAACAAGAAACUGCAAGCCUUCGAAGCAAAACCAGCUCCGGAUCCGUUAAUCAAGCGAAGAAAUGAAGCGGCGGGUGCGGAUGGAGUAGUCACCGUUAAAAAAAGGAAAACUCUCGAAGAAUCGGUAACGGCCUUAUCAUAUCUGAGCUACGAAGAUCAGUUAGUACAAAAGCAAUCGGAAAUGAGAAAUGUUCUUAUCAAUCUUGGAAAAGAAGUUUGGAAAACCUGUCCUGGUUUAAGAUCUUUCGUUGAGCAGCAACGGAAGCUGUUCGAUGGACUACCAUGUAAAUUGGAACGGAUCCAGAAAUCCCCUCAGAUAGACGGAUAUCGCAAUAAAUGCGAGUUUUCGGUGGGGAAAGAUGACCAGGGAGAAAUUCGAGUCGGAUUUCGCGUAGGGAGUUACUCAAAUGGAUUUCUGGAUGUUGAAUCACCCCAAAAUUUGAAGAACAUUUCCGACAAGAUGAAGGAAACCGUUAAAUUCUACGAAGAAUUUGUUCGUGGGUCAGAGUAUGACGUGUAUAGUCCUGAGACAUAUCAGGGCUGUUUUCGGCAGCUAACUGUCCGUACUUCCAGCAGCACGGGAGAAGUCAUGGUAGUCAUUGGGAUUCAUCCUCAAUCAAUGACUGAAGAAGAACUUCUUAAAUUCAAAUCAUCGGUUGUAGAGUAUUUCACAUUAGACAAUGUGAAGGCCAUCGGAAUAAGUUCCAUUUAUCUGGAAAAAAUAGGAAAACGGAUAUCGGGACAGACAGUGAACCCGAUUGAGCAUCUGCACGGAAAUACACAUAUCGUAGAAGUGAUCCAUGGGUUGAAGUUUCGCAUCAGCCCGCUAGCAUUUUUCCAGAUUAACACUCCCAGCGCUGAGGUGCUCUACCAGUGUGCAAUUGACCUCGCAGAAUCAACCCCACAAACUAGUGUUCUGGAUAUCUGUUGUGGAACGGGUACGAUUGGAUUGUGUUUCGCCAAGCACUGCAAACAGGUGUUGGGCGUUGAGCUUAUCCCUCAAGCAAUCGAAGAUGCAAAGUAUAACGCCGAAUUGAACGAAAUCGAAAAUUGUAAAUUCUUUGCCGGAAAUGCUGACGAUUUGAUAACGUCGCUUAUUCGAAAUGCCAACAUUGAAACCGGAGAGAACUUGGUGGCGAUCGUGGAUCCUCCGCGAGCUGGAUUGCACGUCCGGUCGAUUACUCAGCUGCGCAACGCUCGCGGCUUGAACCGGCUGGUUUACGUGUCUUGCUCGCCGUUAAGCGCUGUGAAAAAUUGGGUUGAUUUGAUGCGACCUUGUUCGAAGGCAAUGCGUGGCAGUCCAUUCCUGCUCAAAAAGGCUAUUCCUGUGGAUUUGUUCCCGCACACACCACACGUCGAACUGGUUUUGUUGUUUGAGCGAGACACUGCCAAGGAUGAUGAGCCUGCGGAUACAGUGGGCGUCGAAAGCGAGACGACAGAGAAUGCUGUUAGCGAUGAUACGAAAACGACUGGAGAGUAACCAAAGGAUAAAUUUGAAUUACAUGAAUAAUUCUACAUGUAUACAUAUAAAGGUAAGUAUUUCAGCAUAAUUAUGUCGAAUAAAAAAAUUAAAUUCUA